Messenger RNA from Acanthaster planci (crown-of-thorns starfish), 4758 nucleotides. Its product is annotated as ubiquitin carboxyl-terminal hydrolase 12-B-like. Gene Ontology annotation, cellular component: cytosol; nucleus. Gene Ontology annotation, molecular function: cysteine-type deubiquitinase activity. Gene Ontology annotation, biological process: protein deubiquitination. Lineage: Eukaryota; Metazoa; Echinodermata; Asteroidea; Valvatida; Acanthasteridae. The record is from RefSeq and is a predicted model, not a curated record.
UGCCGUAAAGCAUCGGAGUCAAUUGAGACAGCUACCUGACUGAAGUUUACACGGGCGGUCGAGAAUGUGAUGUACUCGACGUCGAAUGAGGGUAUUGUUUCCCAUUUUUAAGAUGGGAGCUAAUGCCUCCGCCUUGGAGAAAGAGAUCGGAUCAGACCAGUUUCCCACCAAUGAACACUACUUUGGAUUAGUCAAUUUUGGGAACACCUGCUACUGCAACUCAGUCCUCCAGGCUCUGUACUUCUGCAAGCCAUUCAGGGACAAAGUCCUGAGCUACCGCGCCCAGCCUAAGAAGAAGGAGAACCUUCUGACCUGCCUCAGUGACCUCUUCAACAACAUCACCACACAGAAAAAGAAGACCGGUGUCAUCGCGCCCAAGAAAUUCAUCGGGAGGCUGCGCAAGGAAAAUGAGGUGUUUGACAACUACAUGCAACAGGAUGCGCAUGAGUUUCUUAUCUAUCUACUCAACACAAUAGCUGACAUUUUGUCUGCUGAGCGGGCGGCUGACAAGCAAGUCGGCAAACCCAACAGCAAGGUCAGUACCCCCAACGGUUCACUGAGCAACAAUAAUGACCAUCACCACCAGAAGAACGAACCGACCUGGAUCCACGAAAUCUUUCAGGGGACGCUGACCAACGAGACCAGGUGUCUUUGCUGUGAAGGGGUAAGCAGUAAGGAUGAGGAUUUCUUGGACUUGUCAGUAGACGUGGAGCAGAACACAUCUAUCACCCACUGUCUCAAAGGGUUUAGUAACACGGAGACACUGUGCCAUGAAUGUAAAUACUAUUGUGAGACAUGUUGCAGUAAGCAAGAAGCCCAGAAAAGAAUGCAAGUCAAGAAACUGCCUCAGAUCCUUGCCUUACACCUCAAGCGCUUCAAGUACAUGGAGCAAGUCCACCGCUACACCAAGCUCUCCUACCGCGUUGUAUUCCCACUUGAGCUCAGACUCAUGAACACGUCUGAUGAUGCAACCAGCCCGGACAAGCUCUAUGAUCUGGUCUCCGUCGUCAUCCACUGUGGAAGUGGUCCUAACAGGGGCCAUUACAUUACCAUCGUCAAAAGCCACGGCUUCUGGCUGCUAUUCGAUGAUGACCUGGUAGACAAAAUUGACGUCUCUAACAUUGAGGAGUUUUACGGACUCGCAACGGAGGUCCAAAAGACAUCAGAUUCUGGGUACAUUCUGUUCUACCAAGCGAGGGAUCUUUAGCUGAAAACGUAACUCCCAAUGUUCAUUCGUAUCAGGUAUCAAGUGUUACUACUUUUGUGGAGUACAUGGCCAGUUGUGCAGGUCUUGGGGAAAAAGCACAACAGCUUGUGAAACAUUUGGGUUACAAGCACCUAUGUACCGACAACACAAAUUGAUGUUGUCAUUGUGUGGCUAAAGGUAGUCAGGUGUACUUUGUGGAAGGAUAGAAGAGACUUGUUCACCCACAGCAGGGAAAAGCAUUGGCCCGUCAGUAUUCUUUGAGAUUACAACAGCGUUUCUGUUUACUGCCCAUAGCCAGAGAGUCCAGUGGAAAUGACCCAGUUCUGAAAUGUGUUGGUUUAGGUUUAACCGGGAAUAGUCUUAAUAUGUGUGCAUGAGAUUGCGUGUGGAAGUUAAAAAUCACUCCGUUUUUGGCUUCAGAGCCAUCUCAAAACUCAUUCUAGACAAGUUGCAGGUGAAACCACUCACUCCACUCGCAAGAAGCUCGGCAUUUGCCCUGGCCAAAUUAUCAUUUGGCACCUUGUCAUCCCUGAAGUUGGGGAAACAUGCAAUCAGGUAGCUUCAAUGUGGAAAUAUUGUGAGGGACUGUCAUUAAGAAUCCUACAACUUACACGUGCAUUAGUUUCCCAAUUUUUCAGCCACUUGAGAUGUUUGAGAUGGCUCGUUAGAAAAUGAAUCAGUACCCAAGCACCAGACACCAAAUUUGACCACAUUUCAGGGAGACCAACAAGCAGUUGGGCAAGAAAUGUUAUUGUCAUUAAUAUUUAACUACAUCAACUGCAAACAAAAGUAUAGUGUGAAUUUAUUACAUACCUACAGAAUAAAGAAGGGAAUAAUUUUCUUAUGCCUAUUAUUAAAAUUGGUAGUGGAAGUAUUAAUUAAAUUUAUCAAUUUUAAUUUUUCAUCUAUUAUUAUAUGAUUAUCGGUCAUUGUGAUUCAUCUGCAAUUUAUAGUAUUGGUGAGGUCACAGUUCAAGUUUAUUAAAUGCACUUUUAGUUGUAACCCGUGAUGGAAAUUUUUUUUUCCCAAAGGCAACACUAAAAUGUUCAGUCUUUUUUAUGAUUUUACAAACGUAGAGUUGCCAAAGUUAGAUUGCGUUAUGAAUUAGUUGAAUAUAGAGUAAUGUGUACAUAUUAAAUCGAGAGAGAUGUUAAUAUUUUGUACAUGUAAAAUGAAUUUAUCAACUUUGAUAAAUAAGUAGUUAUGAGGCAGGAUUCAGCAUUGUUGGGUUUUUUUUGUUCUGGGUUUCUUUUCUGUAAGAGAUUUUUAUUUGAUGGAAAAAGUGGACCUUUCAAAUUCUUAUUCCUAAGGCAGUUUUACUAGUAGCCUUUUGAAUCCUUCAAAAUCCUCCACUUUGCAGAAAUACAGUGGCCACUUCUUUGCACUUCAACACUCAAGGGACAUCAAAGUCAUAUGGGCGUCGUUCACUAGGUGGCCAUUUUGAAUCAUGCUAUCCUAAUCCACUUUAUUCACAAAACACUAAGGUAAGGUGCCUGACUAAUUACAGGUAUAGUCUCACUUUGAAUGGUAUGUUUCAUUUGGACAAAAACGGUGUCAUGACUUUUUUGUCCAAGAUUCAAGAUGGCCGCCUCAUAAAGAAGACCAAUAACAGCUGGACCCAUCCUGCAAUAUCUUUUCACAUCUUUUCACAUUUGAUGGAUUUUGAGGGAUCUGGGAAGGUUAGGGUUGAUGGGUGAAUUCUGUUUGUGAUUUCAAGAGGACAGGAUUUGGGAUCAGCUUUUGUGCAGGACCAAAAGAAAAAGUUGUUACUGUAAUGCAAAACCUUGAUUGUGAAGCAGUUUUUUUGGUCGAGACCCAACAAGUCCAUCAUAAGCCAUCCAGUUCACCAAUGUUGAAUCACAAGCUUGUCAGAUGAACUGCAAUAAAAACAUUCCUUAGUGCCCAUGUUUGCCCUGUAACGGGCCUUGUGAAAAGACUUAGGACUGAACUUGUGAUGGACGCGACUGCGAACUGGUAUCAAGUCCACAUCCACAGUACCUGUUACCACUCAUUGUUUGUUAACACUAGACAUCAGUUCCGUAAAUCUACUACAUGUUCAUGUAUUUGGCACUGAUGUUGCUUAGCAUGGAAAUCUUUGCUCAGCAGAAAAGGGUUACUAGCCACACUGUCAUUAGACUUGCACUGUUAAUAGCUGGCUCUAUUAAACUGGAUUUGGCUUAAUUUGCUAAGCAGGAAAUUUUACUUAGCAGCUUGAUGAAAUACCUGCUGAAGAUCAUCAUGAAUCUUUGAUGAAGGCCCCCCCCCAUGUGUAUCUAACAAAUGAAAUCUGGUCACAGUAUUGUAUCGGGGCAUAAAACUGGGCUGUAGCAGACCUUUUUUCUCCUUUGAGACAAAUUUUGUUGUUGUGAAUCUGUUCUUUCUACAUCAGUCAUAUUUUUGCUGGAACUGUGGUUGGAUGCUAGUGCAAGAGUGAAAGAAUUAUUCACUAUGUGUUAACAGUUGUACACGGUUAUAAAAACACCAGGUAAUGAACAACAUUUCUGCCCCUCUUCAACUCUUUUUGUACAUUUUGACAUAUAAUCCAACAAUCACCUAGGGUGAUAUUUCUGAAAACUUCUACCGCCCAUUCAAACAGUGGGAUCGUAUCGGACAGUGAAAAAAACAAUUCAUGCGUAAUGCAAGGCAGGAACUUCACUGAGGGAUCAGAGGUCACUGCCUUGAUGCCCCUGGUCUUUGCCCCCAAUGCCCAAUGAAAUGCCCCCACAGACAAGUUGAUUUUCCAAUACAAGUGCCCUUUGCAAAUGAAAAAUUGCCUUGCCCUUUCAAGAACAAAGUCCCUGCCCAAUUUGUGUAUGUAAUAAAGGAAAAUAUGGUCUGUGUUUGUUUGCACUGUUAAGCCUUCACACCUACAACAUAAAAUCCUGACAUCAGCUGACUUUUUUAUUCAUGUAAAUGGUUCCAGCAAGCACCUGCAUUUAUAAUCGACAUAUUUACCACAACCUGUGUACAUUCUUUACCCUUUGAGUAAACUGUUUCGUGUGAUCAUUUCCAAUUGUCUUAGCACCAAGGUACAAGAAGCAUUGGCUAUAAGCCCUUUAGUGUAAUGUACUGGGACCUGUGGGAGACUAGUGGAUUCUACUGCAUGGGUCACCCAGUUAAAACAAUAAGUAAAUGGAUAAAUAAAUUUAGAUUCUGUUUGUUUUCUACAUGUAAAUUUUGCAAUAAACUACGAGCAUACAUGUAGCAAUUGUUUUCAUCAAACAUAUUUUAUGGGCUUUCGUUUGAAAUCUUACUAUGAAGAAGUUUGGUUUUAUUUUGUAACUUCUCUUGGCCGAUGCAAACGGGAAAAGCUGCACAAUACUUUUGAUGUUAAUAUGCUACAAAUUCCAAGGUAUUCACAUCUUCAUACUCAAGCUGGUUUCCUGCCACUUUCUGAUGAAGUGUAAAAGUGCAUUAGAACCACAUACUAAUGAGUAACAACCUUUUCUGUAAAGUUACAAAAGAUGUACAAUUGCUGAGCAGCACUGUGACGUCUGAUUUAAGAAGAGCCACAAAAUUAAACUGUACAGAAUUUAGAUUUCAGAAAAUGA